AGUGCCUUGUGGUUUUGAGAUCGCACUGAAGUUUAACUGUAAGUGAAUAAGUUGCAUCGAAUGAAAGAAGACUACUGUGCUUUUCUGUGACUCUGUGGUGUCAGCUAUAUAGUUAAAAAAAUAGGCUAGUUCAUUUUUGCCAUCAAAAUGUUUAUUAUACGUAUAAAUGAAUUUGAAAAGUUUGAUGUUUUGUGUUGAUAAUUUGGAAUUUCUUUUACGAAAUUCACUGAUAAUGGCCUAUAAAUCCAUUGAUUUCCUAGGAGAAGUUAAGAGAAAAGAGAACACAAUGGGACCAGGAUUUCUUCGCGGAGUUCGCUUUCCCUUAAUCCUUAUUUUGGCGUUACUCGUCUUAUUCCUGUUUUUUUUCUACAAAUCCAAUCCAGCAGCAGAGGUGAAAACGAAUGUUAGUCAAAUGGCGAAUUCGAUUCAAGUCAACAAACACCAACAAAAUUUUAGCGAAGUGCAUCUGAAUUUGGCACAACCAUUGCCGUUGACAAAAUACAACUUGAUGGAGGACACUUAUGGGGACAACUGGGCCAAGACGCCAGCAGAUAAAUAUUUGGAUUUGUCCUUUUGCACAAUAGAAUACGCCAACGAAAAGAAACUGCAACAAGACCAUCCGUGUUUGAUCCAACUCAUCCGAGACAAAUACCUGCUCCAGCCAGCAUCUAAAGAACUUCCUUACGUGCUGGAUCAUCCCGAAACAAUCGAUCCUUCCAAUGGCCAAGCCAAUGACAUUAGGGAAAUUUUGAAAAAUAAAACCAAGGGCUUUUUCGUUGAGAAUGGCGGAUUCGACGGCGAAUUCCUCUCCAACACCUUCUUCAUGGAGCGCUAUCUCGAUUGGAAUGGAUUGCUCAUAGAAGCCGAUCAAAAAUCUUUUAGUAAGCUGCUUUCUCGCAAUCGAAAGGCUUACAGUUUGCCCAACUGCAUCAGCACCAAACCUUACCCGAUCAAAGUUCUAUUCAACGGCCCUAACAAUGCUGGGGGUUUAAUCGUUGAAACAUUAGAAGCAAAUAAUAAUACGAGUAAAAGCAGAGAUGAAGAUAAUAACGAGAGCGUCUACACUGUUCAGUGUUUCCCGUUCUAUUCCAUCCUACUGGCCGUUGGCAGGACUGACGUCGACUAUUUUGGACUGGACGUCGAAGGAUCCGAGUACAAAAUCCUGGAAACCAUUCCUUGGCAUAAAGUCAACAUCAAGACGAUGACGGUGGAGUGGAAUCACAUUCCAGAGGGGGAGCCUGCUUUAACUCGUCUGAUGGAGAGCAACAAUUAUAAAAAGUUUCGCAUGAUUUCAUUAAAUUAUAGCAGGGAAGUCAUUUACGUCCACGAAUCGGUCGUUGUCCGCAAAUGAAAGAAAGUAUAAAAUAUACCUACACCUGCUUAUACAGAAUGACGCAAUAUGCUUGAGAAAUAAAAUCCAGACAAUAUUUG
Molecule: messenger RNA, 1431 nt
Organism: Daphnia pulicaria
Lineage: Eukaryota; Metazoa; Arthropoda; Branchiopoda; Diplostraca; Daphniidae
Exons: 6
Coding region: 167-1351 (394 amino acids)
Source: RefSeq, a predicted model, not a curated record